AUGUUUGAGUAUAACUACAAGUUUGGGGAGACAGUCGAUGUACAAAAAGAGUUUGGAGUCACUAAAAUAUCAGACAAUAAAUAUGUUGGGGUCAAACCUUUGAUCAAACCUUCACCUCAAUCAAGAGGAGCUUUUGGGGGUAAUUUAGUAGGCCAGGCCCUAUUAGUAGCCAUAAGAUCCUGUCCUGAAGGGUUUUCGCCUCAUUCAUUACAUUCUUAUUUCAUCCGUGCUGCUAAUGUGGAGACCCCAGUGGAAUGGGAAGUUGAAAUUAUUUCUAAUGGGAAAUCAUUUAGCAACAGAGCUGUCAAGGGGAUCCAAGAAGGUGUUGUGGUGUAUAUGGCAAAUAUUUCUUUGACGAAAAAAAAUUCCUACAAAGAAGCUUUACAGAAACACGAGGAACAUUAUGCAAAAAUACAACAAAGAGGAAAAGAUGGUGACGUUGAAGAAGACGUAGACGAGGAUGAUGAAGACGAGCCUGGUCCACCAAAGCCAUUUAGCUUCCAAACUCCACCAAGCAGCCUGCUUAAGAAAUACGAUAUAGAUAAGUUGCCAGUUUCAGCUAUGGAAUCAACUUUGUUGUUAUACUACAAGUUCCCCCCUGAAUUUGUCAAAUUGUCAAAAUCCUUGGAAGAGAACAGUUUGCCUCCUGCUGAACGUAGAUUGACAGCAUUGGCUAAAUGGGGAAUUGAGAACGAACAAGGCUAUGAUCAACCUUUGACUAAUCUUACUAAGGACUUUCAAUUUGUGGGGUUGGCUAACGUAACCGAUGGAUUGUAUUUAGGUACUUUACUCAGACUUUUGAGAGUGAAAGAUAUUGAUACAAAAAUUCAUUCGACUGAUUAUGUGGGAAUCUCAUUGGAUCAUGUGAUAUACUUCCACGAUGAUGAUUUUGACGUUACAAAAUGGAUGGAGUUCAGUUAUAAAUGUACAAGAUAUGCUCAAGACAGAGUGGAUUUUGAAGGUGAAAUCUACAACGACAAGGGUGUCCAAGUGGCAUCAUUUUUCCAACAAGGAUUGGUGAGAUUUGAGAAUGGAGCACUUUUAGAGAAAGCCAAAUUGUAG
Candida albicans SC5314 is the source of this 1062-nucleotide messenger RNA. It is a transcript of the gene TES15, whose product is annotated as Tes15p. Gene Ontology annotation, cellular component: peroxisomal matrix. The record is from RefSeq and is a predicted model, not a curated record. Gene Ontology annotation, molecular function: fatty acyl-CoA hydrolase activity. The coding region runs from base 1 to 1062 and encodes 353 amino acids. The transcript has a single exon. NCBI's taxonomy places the organism in Eukaryota, Fungi, Ascomycota, Pichiomycetes, Serinales, Debaryomycetaceae. Gene Ontology annotation, biological process: fatty acid catabolic process; acyl-CoA metabolic process.